UGUCAGUUUAUAAAAAAGCAAAAUUCGUAAGAUGAAUGAAACUGCUCACAAAGCAUUAAAUUUUAUUUUGGCAAUAUUUGUAAAUUACUCGCUCCAUUUUUUGACAUAUCUCAUCUUCUGCAGGGACGCCGAAAAAUCCUGUGUGAUAUUUCCAUAAUAAUAUAUUUCUGGAAGAAUGGAUAAAUUCACUAAUACCCCCAAGGAAGUUGAUAACUACGUAGAAAUCCUCAGCAAGCAAUUGUAUUUCGCUGUACUCAAAGAUAAGCAGAUUGUUAAAUUAAAGAACAACGCUACCACGUUGUUUUUCUGUAUCGAUGAUGAACUGCUUUAUGAAAAUUAUUACAACGAUUUUGGUCCUUUGAACAUCUCCUGCUUGUAUAAGUACAGCUACAAACUGAAAAAAUAUCUUCAAUUUGCUAAUGGUACCAAAAGCGUGGUGCAUUAUACUUGCGAUAAUCCUGAGAGAAAGACAAACGCUGCUUGUUUGAUGGGGUGUUUUUGUGUGAUGUAUCUCAAUUUUCAUCCCAAAGAGAUAUGGUGCAUUUUGCAAGAAAUGGGGCCUUAUAAACACUACUUGGACGCCUCCCAGCAAAUAUGCGGAUUUAACCUAAAAGUCCCGGACUGCAUUCAAGCCAUGCAGAAAUCAGUGACGUACAAUUUUAUCAAUUUCGACGACUUCAACGUCGUCGAAUACGAUUUGUACAACAAGCUCCAAUACGGCGACAUGAAUUGGUUGCUUCCCAGGAAAUUUUUGGCUUUUAUCGGUCCCGCUGACAACAACACAGCUCAUCCACCGGAAUUUUACGUUAAAUAUUUUCUUAAAAAUGACGUGAAGACUAUUAUCAGGCUGAAUAAUCCGUUAUACAAUCCUCAGGUAUUUACUCAGCUUGGUAUUCAACAUUUCGAUCUAAUAUUUCCCGAUGGCUCGACUCCACCAAAAGAAAUUUUGUUGAAGUUUUUGACGAUAGCUGAAAUGGCGCCCGCUGCCAUUGGUGUUCACUGUAAGGCUGGCCUAGGCAGGACCGGUUCAUUGAUAGGAGCGUACAUUAUCAAGCACUAUAUGUUAACUGCUCGAGAAGCCAUCGCUUGGAUGCGACUCUGUAGACCUGGUUCGGUAAUAGGACAGCAACAGAUGUGGUUAGAAAAGCUGGAAACGUGGUUGUGGAAAAUGGGAAGUCAAUACAGGGUGCGUCAAUAUGGUGCCGACAAGAUACCCAAACAUAAAUACGGAGUGUACAGCAAAGAGUGGCCCACAGAAAGAGAAAGGAUAAUUUGCGAUGCAAGAAGAAAGAUCCAGGUUACCUUCACCAACUCGCAAAUGGAGAAAUUGUCCAUGAAAAAGCAAGUUUCAUCUAGUAUCGACUCCUUUACUAGAUCGAUCCAGUGCUCGAAAAAAGCCAUCCCGCCCGAGAAAUCCUUCAAAAGCCUCGUCAAGUUCGUCACCGAAGCCCGAUCCCAAAAAGCCACCCAUCUGGGACAGGAAACCAAAAAAUUGGGUAACACAUUCCCCCAAAACUCGGCCGGUGGGUACAAAUCUGACGCGCACGGCAGCAACCACCACAGGAAACCGGAAAAAUCUCAAACGUCAAAUUUAGACAAGCAACACAAACAAAUGACGCAAGGGGAUAAGCUGAACCGAAUAAAGGCGACGUGGGAGAAUAAGACAUACGACGAUAUGUAUAGGCCCCAUUCAGAGAAUCAAAAAUACCGCGGUUUUAUGGGUACCGUAUCUUAAUCUGGAUGUUACUCACGGUUUACAAAUCUAAGUUGUUUUUUGGCAUCUAAUUUGUUCAUUCAACAUGUUUUUGGUACUUACAAACUAACAAUCCAACAGUUUGCAAUCUGACGAAUUUCACUGCUUAGUAUUUAACGUAUAUACUAGCUGUAAGUCAAUAUUUACAUCUUCCAGUAAGUCAAGUGAAUCCCUCUCUAGGAAAAUACUGUUUCAUAGCUCGUUUAAAGUCAGGCUGGUAGCCUGUUAGACUAGCAUAUAAUAUUGAACUGAAGCUAGUAGUAAAUUAAGGUGUACACCUAGUUGUACUAGAGACAAUAAUUUUUCCCACAUAAGGCUCGUGCUAACCAGUAUAAGUUAUGCUUAAAGGAUUGUUUGGCAGUAUAACACUUUCUUAUCAGUAAUUCAAUUUUCAUAUGGCUUAUUAAUUCAAGACUAAACACUCAUCAAAUAUUUGUACGUCAAGCUUAACAGUUCAUUUAAAAAUAAGGUAAAAGCUGUUACUCAGCUCACAUUGAGUCAUUUUAUUACUACUAGCAGUAAGCCUAAGGGACUAAAAACUUUACCACUAAUUCAAUAUUUAUAAGGGUUAGUAAGUCAAGCUUCACAUCAUUCUUGUAAGUCAAACUUCACAUCUCAUUUAAAAAUAAGGUAAAACUGACAUUAAGUCUGAUUACUCAGCUCACAUUAGGUAAAUUUAUUACUUCCAGCAGUAAGUUGGCAGUACGUCAAAGAGUCUAAAAUCCUACCAGUAAUUCAAUAUUUGUAUGGCUUAGUAAGUCAAGUUCACGUUUGCAUACAGUUAGGCUCCAAUACUUUAGGCUUCGCAGCUUUCAGAAAUUCAUAAUUACCAGCUACAGUAAUAAUAUUUCCUAGUUACCAGUAAGAGUGUUUAGUACAAGACUAAACACUCACCAACUCAUUGCAAGUCAUUUAAAAAUAAGGUAAAACUGAAGCUGACAGUAAAAGUUACUCAGCUAACAAUAAGUCAACUAAUCUCUGCUAGCAGUGAGUUAAACUUGUACUGGUUUUCUACAGGGUAAUUUUGAAGGAUAAUUUUUAUACAAUGAGUAUAAAGUCAGAUUUAAAAAUAUGAAACUGCAUUUUAAUUGUUUUGUUUGGAAACACAGUAGAUACCAAGUGACCAAAAAAUCGACUAGAUUUGACCGUGAGUUCAGAGAUUAGGAACAGGCGCAGAAAAAUUUGGCAACGAAUAAAAUCUACCUAGUAGACUUCGAUUUUUUUUGUAUAUUUUCGGUAUUUUCUGAGCAUGGGAAAUUGGAAAUAAUGAAAAUAUUGUUGAAAUUUUUGUCAAUAAAUUUAUUGUACGAAUUGAUAAUAAAAAGUAGCUGCUUCUUCUAUCGAA
Messenger RNA from Psylliodes chrysocephalus, 3098 nucleotides. The record is from the annotation of a GenBank genome assembly. Lineage: Eukaryota; Metazoa; Arthropoda; Insecta; Coleoptera; Chrysomelidae.